Messenger RNA from Vigna unguiculata (cowpea), 1807 nucleotides. RefSeq names its product Mitochondrial transcription termination factor family protein. Gene Ontology annotation, molecular function: double-stranded DNA binding. Lineage: Eukaryota; Viridiplantae; Streptophyta; Magnoliopsida; Fabales; Fabaceae. Gene Ontology annotation, biological process: regulation of DNA-templated transcription; developmental process. The record is from RefSeq and is a predicted model, not a curated record.
ACCACCAUAGUAGAGUUCGUUUGAGCUUCAUUUCCUUUCCACAGCCUGGGACCUCAAUCAAUGGUGACAAGAAGAAAGCUCCUGAAUUUGUUAUCAGCCCUAAACGUUUCUGACCUACUUCCUCAUCACGCCAAUGCAAUUAUCCGUUUUUCCAAACCCCCCAAAACCCUUAGGGUUUAUUACGGAACCCAAUCAUCCAAACUCCCCGAAUACGAGAUGCCAUCGGUGACAUGGGGCGUGAUCCAAGGUCGCAAGGAGAAGCUCGUUUCGCGAGUAAUCAUCUUCGACUACCUCAAGGGUUUGGGAAUCAUCCCGGACGAGUUGCACGACCUCGAACUUCCCUCCACCGUCGACGUCAUGCGCGAGCGUGUCGAGUUUCUCCAAAAAUUAGGUCUAACAGUCGACGAUAUCAACAAUUACCCUUUGAUCUUAGGUUGCAGUGUCAGAAAAAACAUGAUUCCCGUGUUGGGGUACUUAGAGAAAAUUGGGAUUGCAAGGCCCAAGCUUGGGGAGUUCGUUAAGAAUUACCCGCAGGUGUUGCAUGCUAGUGUCAUCGUUGAGCUUGCUCCUGUUGUUAAGUUCCUCAGGGGCCUUGAUGUGGAGAAAGAUGAUAUUGGGUAUGUGUUGCAGAAGUACCCUGAACUUCUUGGGUUCAAGCUUGAGGGUACUAUGAGCACUUCGGUGGCUUAUCUUGUUAGUAUUGGAGUGAACCCUAGAGAUAUUGGUCCAAUGGUUACUCAGUAUCCUUAUUUGUUAGGGAUGAGAGUUGGGACUGUGAUCAAGCCCAUGAUUGAUUACUUGGUCGAUUUAGGGUUGCCGAAGAAGGUUUUGGCUAGGAUGUUGGAGAAGAGAGCUUACAUUCUUGGCUAUGAUCUUGAGGAAACUGUGAAACCCAAUGUGGAAUGUUUGAUUAGUUUUGGUGUUAGAAGGGAGUGUUUGGCUUCGGUUAUUGCUCAAUAUCCGCAGAUUCUUGGGCUGCCUCUGAAGGCUAAGUUGUCCACUCAGCAGUACUUUUUCAGUUUGAAGCUUAAGGUUGAUCCUGAAGGGUUUGCACGGGUGGUGGAGAACAUGCCUCAGGUAGUGAGCCUGAACCAGCACGUGAUUAUGAAGCCCCUUGAGUUCCUCCUUGGAAGGACUGUAACAGAGGAGGAUGUGGCUAGAAUGGUGAUCAAGUGUCCUCAGUUGGUGGCAUUGAGAGUUGAGCUGAUGAAAAACAGCUAUUACUUCUUUAAGAGUGAGAUGGGGAGACCCUUGAAAGAGCUUGUGGAAUUCCCGGAGUACUUUACUUACAGUUUGGAGUCUAGAAUCAAACCCAGAUACCAGAGGCUCAAGAGUAAGGGGAUAAGGUGUUCGUUGAAUUGGAUGCUGAAUUGUAGUGACCAGAGGUUUGAAGAGAGGUUGCAGGGUCAUUACAUUGAAACUGAAAGUGUAGGUCCCGGAUUCUGUAUGGGAGGGAAAUUGGAGCUACCGGGGAAUGACAUAAUGUCAGAUGACGAAGCUGAGAUUGAUGAUGAAAUACUAUACAGAAGAACUGUUUCUCUAUAGCUCCACUAUUUUUUUAUUUUUCUGGGGUUGGUGAAACCAUUCCAAAGUAUAAUUGUUAUCAAUUAGAGGACUAGUUUAAUCUGUUUUGUCCCCAUUUGUAUUGCCAAUAGAUGACAUAUCACUUUCUCUAUUCAUUCGUUUGCUGUAAUAUCUUUGGAGGCAAUAGUGAAGUCUGAAACCCUGAUAUUUCGCCCUGAAUAUCCAUGUAAAUUAUGUUGUUUGUUUCCUUCGUGAUCUAGUGAUAAACUAAUAGUGCCAUUAA